Messenger RNA from Sceloporus undulatus (fence lizard), 544 nucleotides. RefSeq names its product NADH:ubiquinone oxidoreductase subunit B7 (gene NDUFB7). The coding region runs from base 78 to 452 and encodes 124 amino acids. NCBI's taxonomy places the organism in Eukaryota, Metazoa, Chordata, Lepidosauria, Squamata, Phrynosomatidae. Gene Ontology annotation, cellular component: mitochondrion. The record is from RefSeq and is a predicted model, not a curated record. The transcript is spliced from 3 exons.
GGCGAGGAGAGCGGAAGUGGGCGUCCUAGAGCGUCCCGGCGGGAGGAGAGGCGGCGGAGGCGGCAUCGGGGGCUGCGAUGGGGGCCCACCUGGCGCGGCGCUACCUGUGGGACGCGGAGGUGGAGCCGGACCCGCUGAAGAUGCCCACCUUCGACCCCCUCUACGGCUUCCCCGAGCGCAAGGAACGCGUGAUGAUAGCAACACAGCAGCAGAUGAAUGAUGCUCAGCUUCCUGUGGAGCAGCGAGAUUAUUGUGCCCAUUAUCUUAUUAAAUUGAUGAAAUGCAAACGUGACAAAUUUCCUAAUAUCUUCGGAUGCAAGCAUGAACGUCACGACUGGGAUUACUGUGAGCACCAGGACUAUGUCAUGCGCAUGAAGGAAUUUGAACGUGAGCGACGUUUGUUGGUUAGGAAGAAGCGAAUUGAAGAGAAGAGAAGAGCAGAAGCAUCCUAAUUGGCUUUGGUGGGCCUCCAGGCUCUGUUUAUAAGAAGCCUGUAGAAUCCUCUGGUUUGUUAUGCCAAUCGUAAUAAAGACAUUAUCCUAUG